AUGAACAAGAAUUGGAUUGAUUUGCCAAAUCGGAUGUCAGUUGGUUACGUAAAUGGAAUUGAUAACUUCUUGAGAUUUGCAUACAACAAUAGAGAUGAAAGAUCAUCGAUUAGUUGUCCGUGUCAAUUUUGUAGUAAUCGAUACAAUUUUUCACUAGAGGUUGUAAAUGAGCAUCUUAUUUCCAAUGGGUUCGUAAAAAAGUACAAAAAUUGGAUUCAUUAUUGGGAAUCCUAUGUUCAAUUACAUGGUAACCAAGAAAACCAAACAUUAAUGGUGGAUUCAGCGACUAGAGAUGAUGUGAUUGGAAUGGUACAAGAGGCCUUGGGAAUUCCAUAUAUGGGUGUUGAGAAUGAUGAACCAACUACAAGUGAUCCAGCCCAAGCAGGGGUAAGUGAUCCAAACCAUGUGGAAGAAGAUGAUUCGGUUCGAAUAGGGGCAAAUGACGAAACUUUGAAAUAUUUUAAACUUUUGGAAGAUGCACAAACUGAUCUAUACCUGGGGUGUCACAAGUUUACUUCAUUAUCAUUCAUUGUUCGAAUUUUGCAUGUGAAGGUGCUCAAUCAAUGGACCGACAAAUCCGUUGACAUGUUACUUGAGCUUUUGAAUAAGGCUUUUCCUAUGAGCACAAAACUUCCAAGUUUAUAUUAUCAAGCUCAGAAGGUUACUAAAGAUUUGGGUUUCACAUUUGAGGCUUUUGAUGCUUUCCCUAAUAGUUGUAUGUUGUUUAGAAAAGAGGAUGCAAAGCUUGAUAAAUGUCUUAUAUGUAGUGGUUCUAGAUGGAAACAAAAUGGUCGUGUUAGAAAUGAUGAAAGGGAAUCUGGUAAACGGGUAGCAGCAAAACUGAUAAGGUAUUUCCCUUUAAAGCCAAGGUUACAAAGGUUGUUUAUGUCAUGGAAAAUGGCAAAGCUCAUGCGAUGGCAUGCAGAAGAACGGGGUUAA
Camellia sinensis is the source of this 939-nucleotide messenger RNA. The record is from RefSeq and is a predicted model, not a curated record. NCBI's taxonomy places the organism in Eukaryota, Viridiplantae, Streptophyta, Magnoliopsida, Ericales, Theaceae.